AUGGGGAAAAAGAACUCGAGAUUGUUGAACAAGAUAUAUCAGAAGCCCUUGCCAAUUGAUAUUGCUGUAAAGUAUGCUGUUGUUUUGAGCAAUCCCAUUUCUUGGAUGGGAUACAUUUGGAAUUUGUUACGCGUCAGUUUCCUAGAUAGACCCGACGUUUCGAAAAUUGAAGUCAUUUAUGACCAUGGUGUAUUUAGAAUCGUCGACAAUGAUUCCAUGAUUAAACUAUGGAGGCGGGGCUUUUUUGGUAAGGGGGUAUUAUCAAGGUCUGAGCCAACAUGGCAUGCUAGAACCGUAACACGACUCAAUGCUGUUGAUGCUGCAAAGUCGAAUAAUAUUGCCAUGGAGGAUAUCACAAAGAGUCGAAGACUCGAGAGGAUUGAAUUUAAACGACAAAGACAGAGGUUGCAAGACUUGCAAUUGAAGCAGAGGAAAGGUUUGAUUAGUGAAGCAGAGGUUAGUGAAAUGACAACGUUGGAUGAACGGUUGAUUGAAUUUAGGAAAAAGGAUUUUGUCAAUGUUGAAGAGGUGGAGGUGAAUAUUAGAGACGAAGAUGCCGAUAUUAUUGAUGACAACGGUUUUGUUGUUCAAUUGGAAUACAUGCAAUUACAAGCUGUCGAAGUAUUUUUCUUGCAAUUUGCCCUCAACAAAAUUAAUGUUGAUGGCAUGUCAUUAAGACAGUUGUUUGUUGAAUGCUGUCAACAAUACGAUAGUUCAGCCGCAAUCAAGGUGAAUAACAAAUUCAUAAUCAAUUAUGUUGUGUACCAUUAUUUCCGAUCUAAAGGUUGGUGUGUGAGGUCAGGGAUCAAAUUUGGCACUGAUUAUUUAUUGUACAAGCGUGGUCCACCUUUCUCUCAUGCCGAAUUUUGUGUGCUGGUUAUGCAAGAUGAUUAUCAACAAGACACAAGCCCUUAUGAUUGGUUUCAGAUUUGUGCCCAAGCUCGAGUCAUUGGUAGUGUAAAAAAGAACUUUGUUCAAGUGUAUGUUGAGGCGCCAUCGCUGGCUGAGUUUGAUGAAAUAUUUACCGCUGCUGGUGGUGCGAACAUUGAUGAAGGAUUGAUGUUUAAGCAAUUGUUGGGCAAAUAUAGAGUAUCUGAAGUUUUAUAUAAGAGGUGGAAUCCUAGCCGGACUAGAGAUUGA
Lodderomyces margitis is the source of this 1140-nucleotide messenger RNA. It is a transcript of the gene SEN2, whose product is annotated as tRNA splicing endonuclease subunit. The coding region runs from base 1 to 1140 and encodes 379 amino acids. Gene Ontology annotation, molecular function: nucleic acid binding; tRNA-intron lyase activity. Gene Ontology annotation, cellular component: tRNA-intron endonuclease complex. The record is from RefSeq and is a predicted model, not a curated record. NCBI's taxonomy places the organism in Eukaryota, Fungi, Ascomycota, Pichiomycetes, Serinales, Debaryomycetaceae. The transcript has a single exon. Gene Ontology annotation, biological process: tRNA splicing, via endonucleolytic cleavage and ligation; tRNA-type intron splice site recognition and cleavage.